CCUUAUUGUAAAGUGAUACCUUUUUUAAACAGUUACACUACAUUACAUGUGUUUGAACAUGUAUGACUUAUACACCUUAACAAAACUGGAGAUUUGUGUGAAAGGAUGUUGAACAAAGACUUGGCCCGUCUAUGAAUAUUGUGGCCCCUUGAUGGCCCCUUACUCAGAAAAAUCCUAGAUCCGCCACUGGAUAUAUGGGAGGUUUUAUUAGAUGAGUCAUAAAACAGUGGAGCAUUUUGUACAACGUUGUGUCUUUCACAAUUCCUUCUAAAGCAGACAAAAUAAAGCAAUUUCUUCCAUUUAAAUUUGUUCAAAUUAAUCUGGUCCAGGUACUUAUUAUUACAUAUAUCUGACUCUUGUGACAAAAUUGACCAUUUACUAAAAAGACAAACUGUACAUCACAAAGCUUUUCCUAAAAAUCAGCGUGAAAAACGAUCUUCCUUCUUGCCUGAUUUUACAGCUGUGAGUCAGUAACAAGAGAUCCUGAGUCCGGGAACAGUGGUCUUUGCUCGUAUAAAAGGUAUUCAGGUACCUGUACCAGCAGGUCCUCAGCGUCAUGAGGGUUACACCUUUCCUACUGAAUAAAAACCAGCUCUGGGGGGAGAAACAAUACAGUUCAGCUCUAUCACAAAAAACUGUCUGACAUCUCCAAAGGACAACAGGGAUGUUAAAAUGUCCAAACUUUUGUUUUCAAAGAUUCGCUUUUAUGAGAUUAAAGAAUUGUUUCCGAAUAUAAAGCAGCCCAGAAGGGUUGAUAUUUUACAAAGUAGAAAAAAGCAAAAGAAAGACAUCUGGUCAUUUGUCAUUGGGCAAAAAAUAAAUAAUGGGACAUGUCCCUCAAACCAAAGCUGGCAGACUGAUCAUAAACGCCACAUGUCUCUGGACAAAUUACUGAAAGAUAAAAGGUAUCUAGAAGCAUUCCGCUCCUUCCUACAGUCAGAGUUCAGUGAGGAAAACAUCGAGUUCUGGCUUGCAUGUGAAGACUUUAAGUCAACAGGCUCAUCAGAGGACCUCAGCUGGAAAGCAAAGAAGAUCUAUGAGGAGUUUAUCAGCUCUGCGGCCUGUAGAGAGAUCAACGUCGACCACCAAACUAAAGAGAAGAUCCAGAACUCUUUGGAGAAACCCAGUCGUUCCUGCUUUGACGAGGCCCAGAAACAGGUUUACCUGUUGAUGCUCAGAGACUCGUGUCCCAGAUUCCUGAACUCAGAUGCCUACCUGACUCUUAAGCACAAAUCCAGGUCCAUAUGGUACAUUUAGUUUCUGCUCAGGGGGAAAAACUCCAUGUCAUCAUUUCAUGGUAGAACCACUGGUACUUAGCGCACAUUUAAACUGAUAAGUGUUUUCAGCCAAUAUGGACUCUUUGAUAGGACGACGAUGUGGUAAUGAUGUCAUAAAAAGGAGUGUAAAGAGAAAGUGAAUGCAUGUGAGUGAAGUGUGUUUUUAUGUAAAAGAAAGAUAACUGUAUGUGGUAUUUUUUAAGAUUUGUUCAGGACUGCUUGGAUUUUUGAUGUACUCAAAUGUAAGAAAAGUUGGGUCUUGAUUUCAGACAGUAAUAAACAGAUAGGUCAUUCCA
Molecule: messenger RNA, 1573 nt
Organism: Austrofundulus limnaeus
Lineage: Eukaryota; Metazoa; Chordata; Actinopteri; Cyprinodontiformes; Rivulidae
Product: regulator of G-protein signaling 21
Exons: 5
Coding region: 673-1257 (194 amino acids)
Source: RefSeq, a predicted model, not a curated record